GAAUGAUGGCGUCUUCGGCAGCCCGCUGCUCCUCACGCUGGAUUACAGUUUUCGUGUCCUCUGGACAGCACAGGGCUGCUGCUGCGGUUGUCUGCACAAGUCAUGGAGGGGUACGAAGUUUCUCUACCGUGGGAGCGGAGAAGCUGUGGAGGGGAGGGAACCUGAUGAGUGGCGGAGCUGGGAAAGCGUUGACAUUGAGAGGGCUGUCAGGUAUCAAAUCGCUUAAUGCUGUCAGCACACUGUCCUUUCACACAAGUGCCCCUGCAAGCAGCAAGCAGGACUACUACCAGGUCUUGGGUGUACCCCGCACAGCAACUCAGAAAGAGAUCAAGAAAGCCUACUACCAGAUGGCCAAGAAAUAUCACCCCGACACCAACAAAGACGACCCUCAAGCCAAGGAAAAAUUUGCUCAGCUGGCUGAAGCUUAUGAGGUCCUUAGUGAUGAAGUUAAGAGGAAGCAGUAUGAUACAUAUGGCUCAGCAGGCUUCGAUGCUGGUCAGGCCGGUGGAGGGCAGCAGUACUGGUCUGGACAGGCCCAGAGCGUAGACCCAGAAGAGCUCUUCCGUAAAAUCUUUGGGGAAUUUUCUGGAGGCAGAGGCUUCAGAGACUUCAAUGCUAUUUUUGAUCAGCCACAGGAGUACAUCAUGGAGCUGACAUUCACUCAAGCUGCAAAGGGGGUCAACAAAGAAAUGACUGUUAAUAUGGAUUCAGCAUGUCAGCGCUGUGAUGGCAAAGGUCAUGAGCCUGGCACUAAGGUCCAGCACUGCCACUACUGCAACGGCUCUGGCAUGGAGACAGUGAACACAGGCCCGUUCGUGAUGCGCUCUACAUGUCGUCGCUGUGGUGGCAAAGGCACAGUCAUCUCGUCCCCCUGUCAUUCCUGCCGUGGGACAGGCCAGACUAAACAGAGGAAAACUGUGAUGGUUCCUGUGCCUGCAGGUGUGGAGGAUGGUCAAACAGUCAGAAUGCCAGUUGGUAAGAAGGAAGUCUUCAUCACAUUUAGGGUCCAAAAAAGUCCAGUGUUCAGGAGGGAUGGCGCAGACAUCCACUCUGACCUUCUUAUCUCUGUGGCACAAGCUAUCCUGGGCGGCACAGCCAGAACACAAGGCCUCUACGAAACACUAAAUUUAUCUAUCCCAGCAGGCAUCCAGACUGACCAGAGGAUACGUCUGGCAGGGAAGGGAAUCGCUCGUGUCAGUGGCUAUGGCUUUGGAGAUCAUUAUGUCCAUGUCAAAAUAAAAGUACCGAAGACUCUCACAGAUAGACAAAGAAGUCUGCUCAUGAGCUACGCUGAAGACGAGACAGAUGUGGAGGGGACGGUGAACGGAGUCACUGCCACCACGACAGGUAAAAGAUCAUCCUGGAACUGAGAGGCUUGAUCGUUCGAUCCGAAGGCAGACUGGAGGACUGAGUGAAACAGGAACAGUCAUUUUGUGUGGUUGAGGAGUAUUUGGUGUUGGAGGAGGCCUACAAAUAUUCUGGAGGAUCAACAAGGAGCUGUCUACCCACACAGAUCGAUCUGCAGAGAAGCGUUACCUGCUCUGAAUGCACAUACAAGAGGAUGUUCCAGCGUGCCAAUUGCUUCUGUCCAAUAAGGAAACAGAGACUUUAUCUUUCAACGUAGCAGACGGCGCAUGUUGGUUUUCUGCCAGUGGUUAUAGGAAAAGCAGAAUCCAAGUGCUGAGGCAUAAAUUAUUCUAAAAAUAAAGACUGUAGAAGUUUUAUUUGGGAUUGAAUGAACCUAAUCCUUUUGUUCUGUACACUAUAGCUGUUUUAUUAAUGCUAGAAUCUUUUCUCAGUGACAGUCUACCAGUUGAACAUCUCCACAGUUUUUUAGUUUAGCUGUUGGAUAGACUUCAGCUGUGUCUCUAGAGGGUAGACCGUCUCCUGUCUCUCUUGAGAACUAAAUCCUGGAAAGCUAACAUUAAGACGAGACUCUCCUGAACUGCAGUCACUUCUUACAAGACACUGUCCCUCCUUUAACCCUUUGUAUAAUGCGCCUUCAUUACAUUUGUACAUAGACAGUUGUGGAUCAUAUAGCUUUAUCAGUCUGUCACAUAGACAAAAUAUACUGUACAUCUAUAAUAAAACUAUGGUCUGGAA
Molecule: messenger RNA, 2103 nt
Organism: Cheilinus undulatus (humphead wrasse)
Lineage: Eukaryota; Metazoa; Chordata; Actinopteri; Labriformes; Labridae
Gene: dnaja3a
Product: DnaJ heat shock protein family (Hsp40) member A3a
Exons: 11
Coding region: 3-1370 (455 amino acids)
Biological process (GO): negative regulation of apoptotic process; protein folding; mitochondrion organization
Cellular component (GO): mitochondrion
Molecular function (GO): ATP binding; heat shock protein binding; protein kinase binding
Source: RefSeq, a predicted model, not a curated record